AUGCUAUCGUCACCGGCGCCGUCGUCGACGUCGGCGAUGGCCGGCGGCGGACUGAUCGCGGUGCUGCUGGUGCUGUCGGCGUGCGCGGUGUGCGGUACACGGGCCGACUGCCCGGCGGCGUGCGAGUGCAAGUGGCGCAGCGGCAAAGAGUCGGCCAUCUGCGCGUCGGCCAACAUGACGGCCGUGCCGCGUCACUUGGACUACGGCACGCAGCUGCUCGACCUCACCGACAACCCGCUGUACCGGCUGGGCAAGGACGCGUUCGCCGACGCCGACCUGCUCAACCUGCAGAAGCUGUACAUGUCCCGGUGCCGGAUCAAGUCGCUGGACCGGUACGCGUUCCGCAAGCUCAACAACCUCGUCGAGCUGGACCUGAGCCACAACAGCAUACCGGUGGUGCCGUCGGCCGUCCUCGAGUCGGUGCCCGAACUCCGGGAGCUCCGGCUCAACGGCAACCCGAUCAUGAAGGUGCCGAACGGCGCGUUCGCUCACGUCCCGCGGCUGGUCCGGCUCGACGUGUCCGGGUGCCGCGUGGCGCUGCUCGAGUCCACCGCGUUCGCCGGCCUCGAGAACUCGCUCGAGUGGCUCCGGCUGGACAACAAUCAGCUGCGCGACGUCAAGCCGUCCACGGUCGUGUCGCUGACCCGUCUGCACGGCGUCCAGCUCAACGACAACCCGUGGAACUGUUCGUGCAAGCUGCGGCCGCUGCGAGAGUGGAUGGCCCGGCGGAACGUGCCGUACGGCGCGCCGCCCGUGUGCAAGACGCCCGUCCGGCUGGCCCAGACGCCGUGGGACAAGCUCGAGCUGGACGACUUCGCGUGCGAACCGCACUCGGCGCCGGUGUCGGCCGUGGUGGUGGUCACCGAGGGCGACAACGCCACCGUGUCGUGCCGCAUGUACGGCGUGCCCAUACCGUCGUCCCGGUGGACGCGCAACGACCGGCCGCUGGGACAGACCAGCCGCAGCGUGCCGGUCACCGAGGGCCGGUACACGAACCUCACCAUCGUGUCGGUGGUCGCCCAAGACGGCGGCAGUUACGCGUGUGAGCUGGAGAACCGGUCCGGUAGCUCCAGGUCCAACGUCACUGUGGUCGUGGUCAAACGGUCGCCGGAACUUGUGCUGGGCGCCGAUCGGUACGCCCUGCCGGGACUCAUCGUCGGCGUCAUACUGGUCCUGUCCUUCUGCCUCAUAUUCCUGUGCGGGCUGGCCAUCCGGUCCAAAGGCAGCCCGGCCGGUUCCCGCGGUAUCCCCGUUUCCGGUCCACUCGACACAGCCGCCGCGGAUGCGGACAUCGACCCGUUCGACCGGUACGAGAAGAUCGAAAUGAUCCGAGAAGACAACAAUAAGACGGUACAGCAUCACCAGCACCAACUUCCGGCGUCGUCGUCCGACAAGAACGGUCGGCCGGACCCGCCGGGCUACGCAAAGUCCGCGACGACUUCCGGUGGACUGCUUCACAGACGUCACGACGAGCACGAGGACUAUGACGGGCUGCCGCCAAUCGACGAGCCGCCCUCGGCGACGGCACCGUCAAUCACGGACCGGCCGACCGCUCGUCCUAGCCAUCCGACAACCAACGUCCCGCACAGGCCACGUAUUUUGCCGGAUGAACCAGCGAAUGGGAAACCAAAAACUUAUUUAGAGUGUAACUUGGGUGAAGUAACGUUACAUCAUCAUGUCCUACAUAAAGAAUCUCUUCCCGCCGGCCACCUUUACACUACUGCAGCAGGGCGGCAAGAAUUGUUUAAUACAAAAAAUGUGCCUGACCUAUUGGACACAUUACUUCCGACCAAAGGCCGCCGGAUUUCACAAACACUUCCUAGAUCGGGAAUAAGCUCAAAUAUCAGAAGGAAUACCAUGUACACACCGAGGCCGUCGGAGAGUCAAUCGCCUUUACUACUAGGAAGUCGUGGCAGUGGUGGCAGCAAUACCAGUCAAAGCCAACUAUCCUUUGAUUCGUCCAUAUCAUCUGAUCAUCCAAGGCAACUGACGGCCGGUCAGAAGUCGAGCAGUUACUUGAACCUGUCCACGACUGGCUGUGGCGGCGGGUCUUCUAGCGGCGGAUACAAUAAUUACCAACACCACUCGUCUUACUAUUGGACCCCGCCCAGCUUGCCGUCGUCGCCCGCCCGGGAACGCCGGUUGCCCGCCACGCCGGUGGGUCGCGGUGCUGCACUGCCCACCGCGACCGCCGAGACCCCCAUACUCGAUCCGCUGUCGUCCAGGCGGCGAACUUACAGUGGAGGGAGCGGGGGCGGUCACCAUCACCACAACCACAACGGCGGAGGCGGUGGCAACCAGAUGCACAACCACAACCAGUUGGCUGGCAGCAACCAUUCGCUACUGUCUCUGUCCGACGGUGCGUCCGUCACGUACGACUAUCACACGGCGCAGUUGGACAUGUUCCUGGAGGAGUACAAGACCCUCAGGAAGGAGCUGACCAAGAUGCAACGGACGUGCGACACCCUCAGACUGUCCAACGCCUCGCUGGCCUCUUCGGUUGCCGUCCCGGACAUGAUGGUCGACCACCGGUCCAAACCGGAACCGUCCGCAGCCCCCGCCCCGUCGUCGUCGUUGAGGACCACGCCCAAGUCGAUACUCAAAAACAAGAACCAGGCCACUUACGUCUACCGGUCGGGCGGCGAGCGGCGCAACAGUUACCACCAACUGGACCCGGCGCCCGACGACAUUUACCUAAGUUAACCUUGUUGUGCUGCUGGCCGGGCAAACCCAAAGCCCGACGUCUCAUUAUAAUACAUAUUAUUAUUAUUAUUAUUAUUAUUUUCUUGUUAUAAUAUUAUUCAUUAUUCGUGUAUAAAUGUAUAAUACACCAUAUUAUUAUGCUCGCGUUGUAUCGGCAUAAUCAUUUAUGUAUUUGUGAAUUUCUGUGUGUUGAUAUCUAACUCUCUAACUCCAAUGGCGCAACUAGAAGAAGGAUGGCUUACAACCAGCUGACAUUAUACCUUGUAACGAUAAUAUACACUUAGUAUAGAUUUUAUUCAUUAACCGCAAACACGUGUUGACAAAAACUGUUGACAUUCAUCAUUCAUGACCCUUCCACUUUCACCAAAAAAAAAAAAAAAAUGAGGAAUCCUGGUCGCACUACUCAGUGAGUAGCCCUGGUAAUUGUAUUUACAAUUAUUACCGUUGCCCGCAGCUAGUUUGUUGUUUGUGAAACGGAAGUGACCUUAACACAAAUUAUCCACGAGAACAUAAAAAAAGUACGGUCGCCCAUAUAAUAAUAUAGCAAUGUUUAAAACACCGUCGAUGAUCUAAUUUAUCUAGCCCUUAGAGGACAUUUUUUGUAAACGUUUCGUUUUAUAAUUAAAAUAUAAAAUAUAAAUUAAUUUGUUAGGUAAACGAACCAUGACGUUUGUAAAAUGGUUAAAACCAAAAUUAAAAUACAGUAACAUCCAUAGUUUGAUAUGGAGACAUUGUUUCUCUUACCUAUCUUAAUAUUUAAUGCAAAUUAUAUUGAGUUAAUUUGAUUAAACCGUAUGAAAAAGAUAACAUUUCAAAUGACAAAAGUGAACAAACAUCAUGCCGUGUACAUAUAAUAAUAUUAUGUUAUCACUUAUUACUUUAUAUCAAAUGAUAAAUUAAAUGAUAAAUAUUUGAUCACUCUCAAUGCUUAAUCAAGUUUAUCAAUUAAUAUUACUUCAA
Messenger RNA from Rhopalosiphum maidis (corn leaf aphid), 3663 nucleotides. RefSeq lists its product as uncharacterized. The transcript has 4 exons. The coding region runs from base 1 to 2703 and encodes 900 amino acids. Gene Ontology annotation, molecular function: protein binding. NCBI's taxonomy places the organism in Eukaryota, Metazoa, Arthropoda, Insecta, Hemiptera, Aphididae. The record is from RefSeq and is a predicted model, not a curated record.